This is a messenger RNA of Rhopalosiphum maidis (corn leaf aphid), 1816 nucleotides long. RefSeq names its product hemicentin-2-like. Gene Ontology annotation, biological process: synapse organization. The record is from RefSeq and is a predicted model, not a curated record. NCBI's taxonomy places the organism in Eukaryota, Metazoa, Arthropoda, Insecta, Hemiptera, Aphididae. Bases 509 to 1516 code for a protein of 335 amino acids. The transcript has 7 exons. Gene Ontology annotation, cellular component: neuron projection membrane.
GUUCGCACGAUUUUCCGCGUUCAUCCCGUCGCGCUAUUGCCGCCAAACCGCACGAUACCGCCAUCACGUUUAUGCGAAAAAUUUUCAAUUUUUACAACCGAUACAAAUAGACACGUCGCGAUCGGGAGGCCCCGUCGAAUCGAUUUCGAUCAACUGCUCGUCGGUCAGUCGCGUGUUCCGAUUUUCCAUUCGGAAAUUAAUAUUUCUUUCGGUCCGUCGUGCGGUAACAUAUUAUAGUGUGAUAGUGCCGUUAAAUUAUCACACACGACAUAAUUGUAUUGUUGACGACGGAUAUUAUUGUCAUCGCUAUAGUCCGUACCCGCGGGCCAGUCUUCCGGCUAUCGUCUGCAACACGCUUCGGGUGAAGAAAACAUAAAUCUCGCGAUAAACCUCACAUAUCACGUACACUGUCGAUGUUCGCUAUGCCAGUGGUCAUAAACGGUCCCAGCGGUCGUCGCGACGCGUGAAAACAGCUUACCAAACGUGUCGACGUGAUCGCACGUGCACGAUGAGGCCGUUCGUGGUUGGCGUGGGAUUGGCACUGCUGCUGGCCAUCGGGACGUUCCACGGCGCCGUAUGUUCACAAAACGGCGAUGGGAAAAAAAAUUCAGUGCCGGAAACUGGCGGAAAACCUAUGGAAAAACCCUUGGCUCCCGUGCGGGGUAUCUCCACUGCGCUGCCGCCGCGGAACACGACAAACUCGACCGCGGCGGUGGGUACCGCGACCACACCGGAUGUAACGAACACGACGCAAAGCAGUGCACUGGACGACGCACAACUCCAACGGACACUACUCAAACCGAAGUUUUUGACGGAAAACUCGUCGACCGUCGUCGCGCAGACGGGAGCUUCCAGUCGGAUAUCCUGUCUCGUCGCCAACCUGGGUGACUGCGUAGUUUCCUGGAUUCGUAGACGAGACUACCGACUACUCACCGUCGGCCUAUCUACAUACACGGAAGAUUUGCGGUUUCAAUCUCUGCAUCACGUUCAGACUGGGGAUUGGACACUACAAAUAAAAUACGUUCAGCUACGAGAUGCCGGUUUGUACGAGUGUCAAAUAUCAUCACAUCCACCGAAAAGCAUUUUUAUCAAUUUAAAAGUUGUCGAGGCCCAGGCCGAGAUAGCCGGUGCUUCCGAGAAGUAUCUAAUGCUGAAUAGUCCGCUGCAUUUGGAAUGUGUGGUCCAACAGAGCCCCGUAGACCCAGUGUAUAUAUUCUGGUAUCACGACAGCCGAAUGAUCAACUACGACAUCGACCGGGGCGUAAACGUUACGUCGGACUUACCGAACAAGCACAGCGCAUUGUACAUUGAACGCGCGUCUCGCGCCCAUUCCGGCAACUACACGUGUGCACCGAGCAACGCGUUCCCUGCCAACACGGUCAUACAUAUUCUCAACGGUGAGAACCCGGCGGCCAUGCAGCACGGACACGGACGGAGUCUGAACAUGCUUAGCUGUCCGUCCAUAUGGAUACUCAUACCGUCCUUAGUGAUGUUUAUCAACUUGAAUACAAAUUGAAAGCACAAUAUUAUUGGUGUGCGACUGCAGUGAGCGCGUGAAAAACGAAAAACGCUACGCCUAUAAAAUAACUUUAUUAUUGUAGGAGAAAAAAAAUAUUAAUAAUAAUAACGAUGACAGAUUAAGUGUGAAAUAAAUAAACACUGUAAAUACAUUUUUGAUUACGGACAUAGCUUUUAAUAAUUUCUAAAACACUGUUGUUUAAUAUUAAAUAAUAUUACGUCAUUACACACUACGCCAUGGUGUUUUAUAAUUUCAUUAUUAUGUUUGUCGAUUCCUUUAUAAUAUACCAGUUAAACG